Molecule: messenger RNA, 7032 nt
Organism: Eriocheir sinensis (Chinese mitten crab)
Lineage: Eukaryota; Metazoa; Arthropoda; Malacostraca; Decapoda; Varunidae
Gene: CngB
Product: cyclic nucleotide-gated cation channel beta-3-like
Exons: 20
Coding region: 1356-5348 (1330 amino acids)
Biological process (GO): monoatomic cation transmembrane transport
Cellular component (GO): intracellular cyclic nucleotide activated cation channel complex; plasma membrane
Molecular function (GO): protein-containing complex binding; cGMP binding; intracellularly cAMP-activated cation channel activity
Source: RefSeq, a predicted model, not a curated record
AAAGUGAUCUUUUACAUGAAUGUCCUAUGAUGUAAAAAAAAUUCUCUUGGUUGCUGUUUAUUUAUUUUUUUUUUUUCAUUAUUCAUCAAUGUGUAAGAUUAUCAAACAUUCAGCAGAAUAAAAGUUUGAUCUCAAAUGGCAUUCCUUUCCUCAGAGGAUUCACCUAUGAUAGAGCCAGAGUCACAAAGGUUUUGUAUGGAGAAAUUUACAUAAGUCUGUCAAUAGAGUAAGACUCUUGUUUAUACGUAGUAAUGAAUGGAUGGUAAAUCUGUAAACUGAAAAAAUGUGAGAAAGCCACAAAUUCUUGGCUACAUGGAGGAAAUAGCACUUGAAAUAGCCAAAUACUAAAAAUAGUACAGUAGUAGUAGUAGUAGUGCUCUUCCUAUAAUAUCCUGUAUGCCCAGUUAUUAUGCUUUUGUAACACAUUAAACAGUAUAGAAAGUAGAUAAUAUUGAUACCAGUGACCCAAAGGUGAAAUUCUAUAAGAGUUAAUUAAUUAAUAAUGUUUGUAGCAAUAUAUUUCGGGUAUCUCAUUUCCCUAUCCUGCACUGUAAUCAUUCCGUUGUUUGGAGACAGGAUGGAUGACCAGUUUCAAAUAAUCCCGCCACACCUGCAGGUUUGCUCUUGAUGUGUAAGCAUAGGAGGAAUACUAGAUCAAGGAAGAAGAAAUGGGGGAAAAGAAGAAGUUAAAGAAGGAAGGAGAGGAACUAUAAGGAGGAAAAGGACAAGGGGAAUCAAAACAGAAAGACGUGACAUUAAUCACCCGGCCAUCACAUCAUCUCCCUCCACCCAGCUUCAACGCAACAUCUUUACAUUUUUCGUUAUUCCUUCAAUCAAAGUCUUCCUGUCUUCUACCAUUCAUAAUUAUCGCCUCGUAACCUUGGUAGAAACACGUCGAUACAGGUCAUUUGCAGCCCUUCGAGCGGUAUGAAAUAGCUUGCAUCUUGAACCGUCUCCAUGGCAACGACGUGCCAGCGGGAUGUGAUUCGCUGAUUGAUGCUGCCAUAAAAACCCUUAAUAACAGGUUUUCGAGAUUCAAAUAAGGUUCCUUGGUUGUUUCUACACCUAAAGUACCCAUAUAAUGAGUAGGGCGGAGUAUAUGACCGCCAACUAUGCGUAGUUUCUGUAAAUGAGGACAUCGAUGGCAGUCGUGUAGUGAUCGAAGAAGCGGUGUUGCCAUCGGGGGGGGAUGGCGGGCCGCGGGGAGCAAGGACGAGCUGGGCCACGCAGAACACGGUGGGGCGGUGGGUGCAGGGACUGCACACGGGGAGGACUGUAAGCUGCCUGCACGUAAGUCAUCUGCAAAUAUUGGGUCUUCGAUCCAGCGUGUCCCUCGUCAGUGCGCAGCGGGCGCGAUGUCCUUCCCGGUGCUGCAGGUGGCGUCCUUGGCAGGUGACCCACCCCUGGAUGAGGCCACGGGGCCAGGUGAUGUCCUUCCCCCGGUGGCCAGCAACACACCUGUGCGCAGUGCUGUAUAUUCCAUCGGAGAGUCGUCCAAACGGUCACGCUCAGCAGGACUGAUAGGAUGUGGGCGUGUGGCACCCUUCACCCAGGUCGCACCUGCCACCGGCUCGAACCCCGCUCAUCGCCCACGGUCCAGUCCGCGCCCCGGCCACCGCCGCCGCGCCCGCAUCACGCCCUUCCCCACCGCGGCACAAUCCAGGCACGAGAAUAGUCACUGUGUCGGGCACGGGGCUGAAGGUAGCGGCGGCUCACUUCUGCCCAAAUGGCGGCGGGGCACGGGGCACCACAAUGCCGCCACCUCCUUGGCCAGUGGGAUCAGCGCCCUCCUGCCCAAACCCUUUGCUGCCUCGUCCUCCCCAGUCAUAGCAAGCAGCUCCACGUGCACGGCCAAGGCCAGCCAGUGGUCAGGGAAGUGCUCUGUGCCCACUAUCAGCAUAGACACUCACUCCUCCUCUUCCUCCUCCUCCCUCUCCUCUACAUCACACCCUGUCAAGACUGCCUCUCAAAAUGGGGAAUGUAAGGACAUCAUCAGCUUGGAGAACAGCAAGUAUGUGACGGAGAGGAUCCACAACCUGGUGUCGGCCUUCAGCCAGCGUGCCAACAGAGUUAAGGAACACAUCACACAGCCCCCAACACCCUCCACAGAUCUCUCUGAGGGAGCAGAGGAUGGGCAGAACAAGAUAGGGGAGGUCCGGCACACCCUGGACUCAAUAGAAGGAGAAGAGCCAGCAACCAAAGGGUCCGACCUCCUCAUGGUAGGCCUGGGGGGGCGGCAGGCAUGGCUGAGGCAUCACCUCCACCUCCUCACAUCCAGUCUCACCUUCCCCAGGGCCUUUGAGCCUCAAAGUCGUCUGUACAUCACAUGGCUGCUGGUGGUGACAUUUGCCUACAUCUACAAUGCUUGUGUCAUCCCGCUGCGCUCAGUGUUUAGCCACUACCAGACUGAUGACAACCUGGCAUGGUGGCUGACUACAGACUGCCUGGCUGACCUCAUCUACAUCACAGACAUAGUAGUGUUCAAGUCUCGGGUCAUGUACCUGGACAACGGGUUUUGGAUCAGCUCUGCCUCACUCACGCGGCGCCACUACUUUAAGACGGCUCGGUUCAGGUAUGACCUGGUGUCCUUGCUACCUCUGGAUUUGUUGUACUUUAAAUUUGGUCCCAUCUCCAUCUUCAGGAUUCCAAGGCUUUUCAAGAUCCAGACUUUUUGGGAGUUCUUCAAUCGCCUGGACUCAGUGUUGUCAUCGCCACAUGCUGUGAGGGUCAUUCGCACCGUGCUGAACAUGUUGUUCCUCAUCCACCUCAACACCUGUGCCUACUAUGGUUUCUCCAAACUUGAGGGGAUUGGAUCCAAUAAAUGGGUGUUCCAGGGAGUUGGCAAUGCGUAUAUCCGUUGUUUCUACUUUGCCACCAAGACAGCCACCAGCAUUGGCAAGAACCCUAAACCCGAGAAUAAGGCAGAAUAUGUGUUCAUGACAUGUUCCUGGCUCAUGGGCGUGUUUGUGUUUGCUCUCCUUAUUGGUCAGAUUCGGGACAUCGUGGCCACAGCGACGAGGAACCAAAAUGAGUAUCGGAGAGUUAUGGACCACACUCAGGCCUACCUCCACCGCCUCAACCUGCCGACCACUCUUCAAGAACGGGUCCGCCUGUGGUUUGCCUACACGUGGCAGAGUCAGAAGACCCUAAAUGAAAUGAAGUGUCUUGAGAGUCUGCCAAAGAAGAUGCGUACAGACAUUGCCAUCAGUGUCCAUAUACAGACUCUGUCCAAGGUUCAGCUCUUCCAAGACUGUGACAAGGCUCUUUUCCGAGACCUUGUGUUGAAGCUGCAGCCUGUUCUUUAUCUUCCUGGAGACUAUGUGUGCAAAAAGGGUGAAGUGGGAAAGGAGAUGUACAUUGUGCAGUCUGGCCAGGUGCUGGUGAUGGGAGGUGACAAGGUUCUGGCUACUCUGGGGGAAGGCAGUGUGUUUGGGGAGAUCUCCCUCCUUGCCCUGGCUGGUGGGAACCGGAGGACAGCUAAUGUCAGGUCUCGAGGGUUCAGCAGCCUUUUUGUGCUAAGUAAGGCAGACCUUCAAGCAACAAUCAAGGACUACCCAGAGGCCCAGGAGAUACUCAAAAAGAAAGCAAAGAAGCUGAUUCAACAAAAUGAGGAACGGGAGCGACAGGAGCCUACAGCUGAUGAGAAUGUCAUCAUCAAGUCAAGGGAAGCCACACCCAAGCUCCUCCACACUGUGCUGCAGGUGGUUCGUCCAGACUCCUAUACAGCAAGUGUUAUUCGGAGGUCGUCCCGCUCGUCCCAGAGCUCCCUGCCACUCUCCUGCCCCUGGACCUCCUCCCAAGCCUCCCCCUUCACCUCAGCCUCCUCUUCCACCUCCCAUGAUCCUAAUCACAGAAGGUCCAGUAGGAGCUCUGCCUCAGGCCAUAGAAGGUCAUCUCUUGAAGUACCUGCAGCCUUGGCAGGCCACAGGGAUAGCACCGUGGCUAAAGUGAGUCUGUCUGAGAGUUUGCAAGAAGAAGAGGAAGAGGAGGAGUUUGUGAUCGUGGAGACUUGCAAAGAGCCAGCCAGUCCUGCCUCCUCCUGCCGCAGCCACCACACCACCAUCACCCUCCACCACUCCUCUCACCCCUCCAGCCCCAUUCCACACCCUACAGCUUCUCCAUGCAUGUCUUCAUCAUCACAUGAAGAUGUUUUUGACUCAGACUCAGACACUGAGAAGCCGCUAGCAGGUCAGGGCUAUAGUAAGGGAGAUUCACAUGGUCAGGGGAGUUGUGAGAGUGAGUCCAAGGGAUACAGGACUCCUACCCCGGAGCACUGGUGGCCUGGCGUCAGUAAGUUCAAUGAGUCUCUUGCCUCAUCACAGCAAACAUCAAAGGAAGACCUUAUACAGCUGUCACCAAUAAAGGAAAAACAAACAGUCCAGAUAACCACAGAGGACUCCAACAAAAUCAAGCAAGUUUCUAGUGAUUUGCUAAACACAGAACAGCAGCAUGUUGGUGGUCAAGACACUGUUUCAGGAGGGGACAGAAAUUCAGCUGUUCAGACACCUGCAAGUGAUUUACCAAAUGGCUCUGUCACUAAUAGUUUCAGCACAGCUAAUGAUAUUCAAAAGAUAAAUGAUAAUGUUGGAGGACAGUCAUCUCACUGUUCACCUGCCAUGACCCAACAAACAGUCAAAAGAGCUCAAUCAAGUACCAUGAAAAGUACCAGUGACAAAAGGAAAGGUAGCAGCACCAGUAGCAAGGAGAGCCUCCAGCAUGACAGCAGUGCAAAGGAAGACAAUCCUUUCACUGACCCUAAUGAGGAAUCUAAGAAAAAUAUAAAGCAGACAAAGAUUUCUGAAAAUUUGGAUCAAGUUAACAUGUCAUUUCAGCCACAACAUGCUGAGGAAUCAAGCUGCGGCACAAGCACUAAUGAAUCCAAACAUGGCCAAAGCAAGAGUGCCAAGCAGCUAAAUGAAACACCGCUCUCCAACACAGAGCUCCUUGCCUCAGCGCACCAACCCACCAGCAUCAGUGCCGGCAGUACCGAGAACCUGCUCAUCAAGUUUGGGCUGAAUCAUGGCAACAAAGAGAGGAGCUUUUUCAGCAGCUCACCGGCCCAGGAGUCCCACACCUCAGCCUCCCCCGUCUCUUAUGACCUGUUCCUCACCGAACUCUCCAAGACAAUGCCCAACACCUUUGACCAGGUACCCAUUCUUUCUAGCCCUUCCCUGUCUCUCAACUCAGGAGGUUCCCUGCCCUGGCAGCAAUCAUCCUUGCUCUCCCCUCCUCCCCCCUCCCCCUCCAGCACCAUGGUCCCACACCAGAUUUCCUGCUCAGCCAUUGUCCAUCGGGAAUGUUCCUCACCCGAAACCUCUCCUUUUGAUGCCCAAGAAUCUAAGCUGUAAUUAUUGAUCAGAACAUAAUCCUAAGAUUAAACUGAACUGGCUACAACCCCACAUUGUAAAACCAAAUCCAUCAGUGGCCAUCUCAAAAAAAUAAUUUUCUCAAUUAUUUUGGUUUUAAUGUCUCUGCUUCUUCAAAACAUUUCUAAUGGUAUGAUGGCUUGCUAUGAAAAGUAAUUGUCAUACAGUUCAAGCUUAGUAAAGUCUAUGGGGUAUAAUUUGAUAAGUUAAACAAUUUUUUUUGUGAAUCAUAAUCAGUCUUAAGCAAAUUUGUAACAAGUAAUUGCACUUUUUCAGACUCAUUUGUCUCUGACCCUUGAUUACUUGAAUCAUAAUUUUUUGACAUGCUUUUUUUUGGAUAAUUAUUAAUACAUUUGCAGCCUCUUGGUGAAGCAUAAUUAAUAUCUUUGGGUUUAGUAAACAAAGAAAUUCCAAAUAUGAUAACAGAAUCACAAUAAUAGUAGUUAUUUGUGAUGCCUUUAUAGUUCUAUAACAAUGCAUAAUAGUGGUUGCCUUACUAGUAGUGAAAAAAAAUACUAUUGUAUUUGUAGAAAUGCAAAAUAUUGCAUUAUUGUCAAGAGUUCUUAUAUUUGAUAAGUAAAUACAUGAAAUUUAAAUAUGGCUACUUCCAAAGGUUAAUAUAGUAUAUGUAAUAUUUAUAUAUAGCCAUCUAUAUAUCUGUCUAUAAUACUAUAUAUAUUUAUUUAUAUUCAUCUUUAUUUAUUUAUUUCUUUUUUUUUCAAUUUUACUUAUUUAUCAAUUUCUUCAUUGAAGGUAAAAUAUCUUAACUAGAUCCAUAUUGCUUGGUAGCCCAAAUGAUGUUAUUUUGAUUAAGUUCAAUAAAAAUCGAAUUUGAAGUAUAUAUUCCAUGACAGAUAUUGAAUAUUAUAUUAGUUGUGUGAUAUUAAUGCCUUUAGAUUUAUAUGAAGGGUACUUGAGGUUAGCAAAUAAAUUUUGCAUAACUUUUGGUUAUAGGAACUAAAAAGUGUUUGCAGAGGAGAUUGAAAGGGUAUUGAAUAUAGGCAACUCAUGCCACAAAGCUCUGCCAUGAUGGACAUUGACCUGCCACCACCAAGAAAUUCCUAACUUGCCUUUGCAGGGGUAAAACAGGCACCUUGUUACAGAGCCAUUGAGGGAGAUUUCAGUAAAAGAUGUUAACUGAAGAUACGAGAAAGAGUAACUGACAACACUCAGUAAGCUAAGUUUGUUGAGGUCAGGGCUCUUCAAAACACAGGUCCACAAAACCAGUGCUGUUUUGCAUUACUGCUUAAUGAGUCGACAUCUUUGUUGUCUAUUACCCCUCCCUCCCCCAAAAUUAAGCUGUCAUAUGUUGUACUGUGCUAUCAAAAGCCUUGCAAUAAGACCAUGAGGGUUAUACAUAAACCAAAUUUGAAUGGAGUAAGGUCAAGUAAAAUAUGAUUCUGAAGAUCAUGGGUCAAGGUUACUAGCAGUAGAGGAAGGAAAUAGUUGGGACACUAAGGGCAUUUGUGUGCCACUAUUAGAUAAGCACUUGAAAGUGAGAGGAAUAUGAAAUAUUUUCUUAAUAAUAUUUUAGAAACACCCAUGGGCUCCAUGUUGUACUGCAGAAAGCCUUACUGUAUCUGAAUAAAAUAAUCUAUUUAUAGAGAAUAUAUUAUAUAUUUACUAUUAUAACAGUGGAUAAUAUAUAAUAAAUAUGUUAUAUAGA